Molecule: messenger RNA, 1024 nt
Organism: Odontomachus brunneus
Lineage: Eukaryota; Metazoa; Arthropoda; Insecta; Hymenoptera; Formicidae
Gene: CytC
Product: cytochrome c
Exons: 4
Coding region: 169-495 (108 amino acids)
Biological process (GO): mitochondrial electron transport, cytochrome c to oxygen; mitochondrial electron transport, ubiquinol to cytochrome c
Cellular component (GO): mitochondrial intermembrane space
Molecular function (GO): electron transfer activity; heme binding
Source: RefSeq, a predicted model, not a curated record
CAUGCGUCGGUUGCAUCAGCCAUUGAAAUACUAUGAAUUCAUGACUUGAGGCCAGCCAGCUAGUGCUUCAGCAUCGAUUGUGACUUUGUUCGUGAUCGGGCUAUUGGUCAGUCGACUACGACCGUUCGUACGUGUGUGAUAAGCGUGCGUUUGCACAAUUAAACAAGGAUGGGUGUUCCCGCUGGUGAUGUGGAGAAAGGCAAAAAGCUUUUCGUGCAAAGGUGCUCGCAGUGCCAUACCGUCGAAGCAGGUGGCAAACACAAAGUAGGUCCUAAUUUACACGGUCUUAUGGGUAGGAAAACUGGCCAAGCACCGGGUUACUCGUACACGGAGGCUAACAAAGCAAAGGGUAUCACCUGGACCAAGGACACCCUGUUCGAGUACCUGGAAAAUCCAAAGAAGUACAUUCCCGGCACAAAAAUGGUGUUUGCCGGAUUGAAGAAGCCGCAAGAACGUGGCGACUUGAUCGCAUAUCUAGAACAAGCAACUAAGUAAGCGCUCGUAACGCGCACUACGUGCGCAGCACCGUGCGGUUAGAGGUGUCAGAACGCGUUCGCGCGCGCUAGAUGCCGCGCACGACGGCUGUCACGACACAUUAGUACGAUUAUCAUCACUCACACUACAUCUCUCCCCUCUUCUUCUUCUUCUUCUUCUUCUUCUCCUCUUACACCCAUCCGUUCCAUUCAUCUCAGUCAUAUUCACGCCACUGAUGGUAUUCUCUCUCUUGCGGAUGGUACACUCGGAGCGUUCAUGUUCGAAUAGCGACGAAUCGUUGUUACAUUGUUGAUAAGUAUGUCGCCGUGUUAAUACAACUACUAGGUGCAUUGUGACACAGGGGUCGGAUUUGACUCUGACCCUGCUUCUCCUCUUCAUCAUCACCGAAGAUAUUCUCAGGUCGCCGUAUUUCGGUCCGGGUGGAACGGACUUGCGUCGUCCGAUUAUUUAUUAUCAUCGUGCCGAUUGCAUCGUGCAACCAAUGUGUUGAUGUCUGUAAAACGACGGCAAUAUACAAACUAGACAAUUA